AUGCUUCGGAGUGCUAAGCAAUGCUCCGGGGUUGAGGAACUCAGUGGGGUAGGGGAAGAACAAUUGCAUUGUUUCCCAAGAGCGGGGCUCCAGCCGGUAGUCGUAACCCCUCCAGCACCUCACUUCCUCUCUUCCCACCUCCCCCUAGAUCUCUCCCUCCCUCGCUCUCCAAACAAACAUUCCGGAAAACUAAAGUUUUAUCAACCUCCCCCCCCAUCCCUACAUAGAACAAAUCUUCAAGUCCUUACCUACUCGUCCGUAAUGUCUCGUUCAGGAAUCGGCCUUGCGAAGGACGUUGUCGAAAACUUUGAGGAACUCAAGCUCGGAAAGAAGCUUGCCUACAUUCUCUACAACUUCAGCCCUGAUAACAAAGUUAUCGCAGUGGAGAAAAAAGUUGAAAAGGACGCCCAAAAAACCCCCAAGGAACAAUACGAGGAAUUUAUCGAUGCACUACCCGCAACCCAGUGCAGAUAUGCAAUUUACGAUUUCACCUAUGACCUUCCUAAUGGUGAAGGAACAAGGAACAAGAUUGUUUUUUUCGCUUGGUCCCCUGAUGAUGCUCCGGUGAGGAACAAAAUGCUUUGUGCAUCCUCUAAGGACUCUUUGCGCCGUUCGCUCACCGGCGUUGCGGCCGAGAUUCAGGGAACAGACUACAGCGAAAUUACGUUUGAUGUGGUGUUGCAAAGAUUCGCCGGAAAACAAACUACUUAGGUCCAAGGCUCUUGCGACUCGGUACCUCGUUUCCUUGUUAUCGCAGCUAUAACUUCAGGCGCGUUUUUGUCUUCCUUAUCACGGUUCCUAUAACCCAAAAGCGGUAAUAUCAAGUUCCAUGAUGAAUGUGCUGUUUGCUUUUCUCAACUUUUGUGUGUGUGGUGGUGGUGCAUGUGAUAUUCACACUUGUGUUUUGCUGUAUCGAGGCGAUAGAAUCUGACAGGAGAAUGUGGGGUGUUUGUAUCCACAAGGGGGAGGAUUGCUGUAUCGAAAACAAUUUGGGUUUACUUCUUUCAAA
Tuber melanosporum (Perigord truffle) is the source of this 1009-nucleotide messenger RNA. RefSeq lists its product as uncharacterized. Gene Ontology annotation, cellular component: cytoplasm; actin cytoskeleton; actin cortical patch. NCBI's taxonomy places the organism in Eukaryota, Fungi, Ascomycota, Pezizomycetes, Pezizales, Tuberaceae. Gene Ontology annotation, molecular function: actin filament binding. The coding region runs from base 1 to 711 and encodes 236 amino acids. The transcript has 7 exons. Gene Ontology annotation, biological process: actin filament depolymerization; cell motility; actin filament severing. The record is from RefSeq and is a predicted model, not a curated record.